AUGGCACUCUUUAUCCUAACUCUCGCCGUUGCCUUACUGGCCUCUGUUCUAUAUGCCGUCGUUUUCGUUGGCCGCCGCGACCGCCGUCUCCCACCAGGUCCGCCAACGCUUCCAAUCAUUGGUAACCUCCACCAGAUUCCAACCAAAGGCAGUUACUUCACCUUCACCAAAUGGGCGAAGCAGUAUGGAGGCAUCUUCUCUCUCAAGCUCGGACCUGGCACCGCCGUCGUCUUGACCGACCGCCGCCUGGUCAAGCAGCUCAUUGACAAGAAGUCUGGAAUAUACAGCAAUCGACCGCAUUCCUACGUCUCCCACAACCUCAUCACGGGCGGUGACCACAUCCUGAUCGCCCAUUAUGGCAAGAUCUGGCAGCAGUAUCGAAAGUUCAUCCACCAACACUUUAUGGAGCGGAUCGUGGAAGAAGACCACCUCCCCGUGCAGCAUGCGGAGGCAUCGCAGAUGGUGUAUGACUUCAUGACGCAGCCGGAGCAGCAUAUGCUGCACCCCAAGCGGUACAGCAACUCCAUUGCCAUGAGCACCAUCUGGGGCGUGAGGACACCCACGGUCGACACGCCGCAUAUGCAUCGGCUGUAUGAUAUGAUGGAACGCUGGAGCGUAGUGAUGGAAGCGGGCAACACGCCGCCUGUUGAACUGUUCCCUUUUCUACAUUACGUACCGGAGAGCUUACUAGGCAACUGGCGGCAACGGGCAAGUGAUGUUGGCGAUGAGAUGAACUCACUCUACGGGGAUUUGCUCGACCAGAUCUACGCUCGGCGCGAGAAGGGCGGUAAGAUGAAAACUUUCAUGGACCGGGUUCUGGAUCAGCAAGAGAAGUUGGAAUUCAACAGACACCAGUUGUACUUCAUGGGCGGGACCAUGAUGGAGGGGGGUUCGGACACGUCAGCGUCGAUACUGCUUGCGGGCCUUCAGGCGAUGGCAAAGUGGCCAGAGAUCCAGCGGAGAGCGCAGCAAGAGAUUGAUGCCGUGGUGGGUCAGGAUAGGUCACCGACGUGGGACGACUACAAGAAUCUGCCUUAUGUGGCUGCCACGGUAAAGGAGGCGAUGCGCUGGCGGCCAGUCACGCCGCUGGCCUUCCCACACUGUGUGGACGAAGCAGACGACUGGGUCGACGGCAUGCUCAUCCCUAAAGGUACGGUCGUCUUCAUCAACGUUUGGGGCCUACACCACGACGAGGAACGGUUCCCGGAUCCUGAGCGAUUCGAUCCCGACCACUUCAAGGGCGUCACCGCCCUGGCCUCGGAGCUGGCACAGUCAUCCGACCCCGAUGACAGGGACCACUACGGCUAUGGGUCCGGCCGCAGAAUGUGUCCCGGCAUCCACCUCGCGGAGCGGAACAUGUUUCUGGCGUUCGCGAAGCUACUGUGGGCUUUUGAGUUCAGUCCCGGUGAGGACGAGCAUGGGAGGCCGCUGGAGAUCGUCACGGACCCGGCGACUGCAUACUCUGAGGGGUUUCUGGUCUGCGCGAAGCCCUACCCGCUGAGAACGGUGGUGAGGUCGGGCGAGCGGAGAGAUACGAUUAUUAGAGAGUAUGAAGAGGCGAGGCGGGAUGUGUUUUCGAACUACCCUUCGUAG
Cyphellophora europaea CBS 101466 is the source of this 1593-nucleotide messenger RNA. RefSeq lists its product as uncharacterized. The transcript has 2 exons. Gene Ontology annotation, molecular function: heme binding; oxidoreductase activity, acting on paired donors, with incorporation or reduction of molecular oxygen; iron ion binding. NCBI's taxonomy places the organism in Eukaryota, Fungi, Ascomycota, Eurotiomycetes, Chaetothyriales, Cyphellophoraceae. Bases 1 to 1593 code for a protein of 530 amino acids. The record is from RefSeq and is a predicted model, not a curated record.